This is a messenger RNA of Nestor notabilis (Kea), 720 nucleotides long. RefSeq names its product NIN1/RPN12 binding protein 1 homolog (S. cerevisiae) (gene NOB1). The transcript has 6 exons. NCBI's taxonomy places the organism in Eukaryota, Metazoa, Chordata, Aves, Psittaciformes, Psittacidae. Gene Ontology annotation, biological process: maturation of SSU-rRNA. Gene Ontology annotation, molecular function: RNA endonuclease activity. The record is from RefSeq and is a predicted model, not a curated record. The annotation marks the transcript as partial. Gene Ontology annotation, cellular component: preribosome, small subunit precursor.
GUGCGGCUCAGCUCCACCCCGCGGCACCCCGAGGCCCCCACACACCUCGCUGGCUUCCACCUGCCCUCCAAGCACAAGCAUCCCGGGAAGGGCCAGCACCAGCCAAGCCCGGCAGGGAGCACAGCCCCAUCUGAGAGCGACCAGUUCAGCUCCUUCCUGUACUGGCGAGCGCCCCUGCCCAACAUCGAGGAGGAGCUGCAGGAGCUGCUGAACGCUCAAGCCAUCUCCGUUAGCCCAGAGACCACUGAGGAGCGCCAGAGCUCUGAGCGUGAUGCCAGUGCUGGUGAAGAGGAGGACGAGGAGGAGAGCGACGAUGAGGGCUGGAUAACACCCAGCAACCUCAAGCAGGUCCAGCAGGACACGGGGCACUGUGAUACUGCUCCUGAUGGCAUCCAGGUCGGCUGCGUCACCACAGACUUUGCGAUGCAGAACGUGCUGCUGCAGAUGGGCCUCCACGUGCUGGCAGUAAAUGGCAUGUUGAUCCGACAGGCCAGGAGCUACAUCCUGCGCUGCCACGGCUGCUUCAGGACGACUUCGGACAUGACUAAGGUUUUCUGUCCCCACUGUGGUAACAAGACCCUGAAGAAGGUCGCAGUGAGUGUCAGUGAUGAUGGGAGCCUCCACAUGCACUUCUCCCGCAACCCCAAGGUGCUGAACCCCCGAGGGCUCCGGUACCCGCUGCCAGCGCCGCGAGGGGGGAAGCACGCCAACAACCCUCAC